Messenger RNA from Laetiporus sulphureus 93-53, 837 nucleotides. RefSeq lists its product as uncharacterized. The transcript has 5 exons. The record is from RefSeq and is a predicted model, not a curated record. NCBI's taxonomy places the organism in Eukaryota, Fungi, Basidiomycota, Agaricomycetes, Polyporales, Laetiporaceae. The annotation marks the transcript as partial.
CUCAUCAACGUGCGCAUUCUGGGACAUCUUCUGUCUUAUGCCCCCAACGACACGGCUGUUGCCGGCCUAACGAAAGCCAUCGUUUCUGAGGGAAACCAAGAAGUAAAUCCCGAAGCGCUUUCUGAACUGGGGGAUUUCUACAAGAAUCACUUUUUACGUGCCUUUCGCCGUUUCAAAUGUCGAACACCACAUGCAUCUACGCACCCUUCUAGGCCCUCCUUUGAAUACACUAAAGAACAGAUCGCGAGAAUACUCCAGGAGUAUCCCAGAGAUCAUUAUCACGCGCGAACUCUGGCAAUGCUCCGCGAUGGCCAUCGGUGCAUGUUGACACACAGGACGGAUGUCCAUUACCAUAGAAGCGUAUACGCUCAUACUGGCAAAGGCGGCUCCGAGAGCGUUUCUGCACUUGAAUGUGCCCACAUCUUCUCCGAAUCCACCAACACCAACCUUCAGAAUGCGGCGAAGCACAAAUAUGCCACAACGGCCUGGGCUGUUUUAGAACAAUUUGGCUACCCUGCAAUCGUCAAAGACCUUGCGGGUGCGAAUGUUCAUUCGCUGGUGAAUAUCUUGACGCUGGAUCAUACAUUGACCCAGCGCGAAUGUCUCGGAAUCAUCGAGGAGUACGUCACCUUUAAAUCAUGCCUCCCUGGAGCCCCGUUGCCAAGUGCAAAAUAUCUGCAAAUCCAUGCAGCUUGUUGCAAAGUCGCGCAUCUGUCAGGGGCAUCGGGCCUUUUUGACAGAAUGGAGGAGGAAAUGGAUUAUGAUCCCGAUCCGGCCACUGUGCCCGCUUUCGCUAAAGCUUUGGAGGCACAUUUGGAGCACAUUACUCUGGUCUGA